Hippocampus zosterae (dwarf seahorse) is the source of this 1403-nucleotide messenger RNA. RefSeq names its product ceramide synthase-like. Gene Ontology annotation, biological process: lipid homeostasis; ceramide biosynthetic process. NCBI's taxonomy places the organism in Eukaryota, Metazoa, Chordata, Actinopteri, Syngnathiformes, Syngnathidae. The record is from RefSeq and is a predicted model, not a curated record. Gene Ontology annotation, cellular component: membrane; endoplasmic reticulum. Gene Ontology annotation, molecular function: sphingosine N-acyltransferase activity. The transcript is spliced from 5 exons. Bases 390 to 1022 code for a protein of 210 amino acids.
CUAAAAUGAAAAUGUUUUUUUUUUUGUUUUUCAGUGAUGUAAACAGUAGACUCUAGGCAUGUUCAGUUGCACAGUUGAGCAUUUAAUUUUGGGAAGAUUGCACUCAAUGGUUCAAUUAGAGUUGGCACAUGACAUGAAGGUUCGAGUCGUCAAACGCCGCAACAAUCCUCCCAUCAAAGUCAAAGCUGAUUGGGCCGCUUGAGUUGCUUCAUGCAAAUCUAUGCAAACGAAGCACUGAUUUCUCGCACGGCCUGCCUUUCACCGCCCCUCCCCAACCUCACCCCACCCCAAGUGGUCAUGACAGGUGGCCACCUUAAGCCGGGCUCACCUGAUCGCACACAUGCAGACACACACACACACACACACACACACACACAUGACAUGCAGAAAUGUUGGGCCUGAUGUUUGCAGGCGUGCUUUUUUUCCCAGGACUUUUCCUACUCUUCAGUCGUUCUCUGAGGAUCCUGAUGGGAUGGAACCAGGCUGAUGCCAUCAUCGUGUCAGCACGCGUCGUGUCGUCUGUCCAAGCCAUCAUAGCAGUGGCCGCCGGAUGUGUCAUCGCCUCGGCAUGCCGGCGCAACCUCCUGGAUGACAGGCACUGGCUGACGGAUGCCUACAUCACGUUCGCUGCACCCUAUUUUGUUUACGACCUGUACGCCAUGUUCCUGUGCGACCGACACAGGCACGAGGUCAAGGGUCACGAGGACAAAGGCGGCACGUGGAGCACGCCCAUCUUGGCCUUCGUGCGGCGAGAGAGUUUGAUGGUGUUGCAUCAUGUCUUCAUGGUGCUGUUCUGCUUGCCCGCCUCUCUGGUGUGGAGGCAGGGCAAGGGUGACUACUUCCAGGGUCUUGUGUUUCUUGCUGAGCUAAGCACACCAUUUGUGUGUUUUGCCAAAGUGCUCAUACAGUUGAAGCUCACCGACACGCUGGCCUACAAAGUGAACGGCGCUCUGACACUCUUGGUCUUCUUUGGUUGCCGCGUGGCACUUUUUCCGUAUUUGUACCUGGCCUACAGCAGGUGAUGUCAUCAACACGCAACCAAUCACGUGUCGCCAAUAGUUUACCCAAAAAAGAGAAAACAAACAAAAUGACACCUUGUUAGAGGACGUUGGAAACAACCAUGACUUACUCUUAAAAAGAGUCUGCUUAGCUUAACCACCAGUACCAUCCAAGCAACAAAUAUUUCUACACGAACAAUACAUGUAGACAAUGUCACCAUACUCCGAGGUAGAUAUUCUUUAUCCUCUGUGAGGAUUGACUAAUAUUACUGCAGCUCACCAAGUCAGUAAGCACGACACAAAAACACUCACUGAUAAGAACUGUUGAAUUCUUUACAUUCAUUUAAUGAUUUAAUAAUGAUUCAUUUCAUGUAGUUGUUAAAAAAAACAAGCAUUUCCCCCCAA